GGGGGGUGCCACCCAGUCUGCCCCAGAUCACGUUUGCCACUAGCAGCCAACCAGUCGGGCCUCACUCCGCGGGCCACAAGCGAUUGGGGGCGAGUGAGCUUGGCCCCACAGUCUCCCGUCCGGGUCUCCCCCGCCCGGACCCGAGGCACUAUAUCCUGCCGUACCCGGCCAUCCCACCCUCCCCGUGGAAGCGAAGCAGCGGCCUCGCUGUAACGCAGAGGCGAAAUGUAGCCAGCCGGGGGUCGCGGCUGGACGCUCGCUUUGGCUGGGGGUGUGGGGGGUCACGCGGGGGGCCAAGGAGGACUGCUGAGGAAAAGGAGUGAUGAGAAGAGGGGGAACCCUGCACCCCCCGAGACCACGGGCCCCUGCUGCCACUCGCCAGGCGCCCCCCUUCCUUCCAAACGAGGGGCAGGUGUUCCACACAGGUUCUUGUGACUUGAAGGACCAGGGAUUUGGGGAGGUACAAGGUCUUCCCAGGAAGGAAAGAAAUCUCGGGAAGAAAGGAGGAAGACGACAGACGGUGCCCUGGGACCAGCAGAGAUGGAGGAGCUGUGAGGAGUUUGAGGAGCUUAAGGAGCUGGGCCAGAGGCGUGGGAAGGAGCCACAGCCCCAGGCCCAGGUUGCCUUCUAAAAGACUUGAACUUAAGCUACUUUUCAUGAAAGAAGGGCCACCUCAGAGGGCACUCAAGACGUAGCUGGGCCCUUCCCCUCUGGAUGCCCUCUGCUCUGAGGAGUCUGCCGCUGAGAACCAAAGAAGAUAAAGGGGCCAGAUAAAUUUCCUCCCCCCACCCGACCAGCACUGGCCGGCGAGAGUCAGGCAUCCAGGCAUCGGCACCCCUAGUGGCUGGCUGUGGGGUCUGGUGAGGAGUUGCUGGUUCCCUCCAGCUUGUGGCUUCAGUGCUUGAUGGGGCUGCCUGUUAGUAGAUCAGUUUUUGCAGCUCCUAGUAGGAGCAGAGAGCCGUGGGAAGAGAUCCUGCGGCAUCCAAGCCUGAGUUCACCCCAAGACUAAGUUCUUUCCUGAAUUAGAGAGGGAGAGAGAAGGCAAAAAGAGAGAUAGAGAGAGGAAAAUUUCCCCCUUACCCUCCUCCCUUCCCGUCAUGUCCUCUAAGUCAGAGCCGAAGGACGUCCACCAGCUGAAUGGGACUGGCCCUGCUGCCUCACCCUGCUCUUCAGAUAGCCCUGGACGAGAGCCCUUGGCUGGGACCUCCGAGUUCCUGGGGCCCGAUGAGGCUGGGGUAGAUGUGGUGGUGAUUGAGUCUCGGGCCAACGCCAAGGGGAUUCGGGAGGAGGACGCCCUGCUGGAGAACGGGAGCCAGAGCAAUGAAAGUGACGACAUCAGCACAGACCAUGGCCCCGCACCACCCUCACCGCUCAAGGAGACCUCCUUUUCCAUCGGGCUGCAAGUGCUGUUUCCCUUCCUCCUGGCAGGCUUCGGGACUGUGGCUGCAGGCAUGGUGCUGGACAUUGUGCAGCACUGGGAAGUCUUCCAGAAGGUGACGGAGGUCUUCAUCCUGGUGCCUGCACUGCUGGGCCUUAAGGGGAACCUGGAAAUGACCCUGGCAUCCAGGCUUUCCACCGCAGCCAACAUUGGGCACAUGGACACACCCAAGGAGCUCUGGCGGAUGAUCACUGGGAAUAUGGCUCUCAUCCAGGUGCAGGCCACAGUGGUGGGCUUCCUGGCAUCCAUUGCAGCCGUCGUCUUUGGCUGGAUCCCUGACGGCCACUUCAGCAUCCCACAUGCCUUCCUGCUCUGUGCCAGCAGUGUGGCCACAGCCUUCAUUGCCUCCCUGGUACUGGGUAUGAUCAUGAUUGGGGUCAUCAUUGGCUCUCGCAAGAUUGGAAUCAACCCAGACAAUGUGGCCACACCCAUCGCCGCAAGCCUGGGUGACCUCAUCACCUUGGCACUGCUGUCAGGCAUCAGCUGGGGACUCUACCUGGAGCUGGAUGACUGGCAGUACAUCUACCCCCUGGUGUGUGCCUUUUUCGUGGCACUGCUGCCUGUCUGGGUGGUGCUGGCCCGACGGAGCCCAGCCACAAGGGAGGUGUUGUACUCAGGCUGGGAGCCUGUCAUCAUUGCCAUGGCCAUCAGCAGUGUGGGAGGCCUCAUCUUGGACAAGACUGUCUCAGACCCCAACUUUGCAGGGAUGGCUGUCUUCACACCUGUGAUUAAUGGUGUUGGGGGCAAUCUGGUAGCAGUGCAGGCCAGCCGCAUCUCCACUUUCCUCCACAUGAAUGGGAUGCCAGGAGAGAACUCUGAGCAAGCCCCUCGCCGCUGCCCCAGCCCUUGUACCACCUUCUUCAGUCCUGAUGUGAAUUCUCGCUCGGCCCGGGUCCUCUUCCUCCUCGUGGUUCCAGGACACCUGGUGUUCCUCUACACCAUCAGCUGUAUGCAGGGCGGACACACCACACUCACACUCAUCUUCAUCGUCUUCUAUAUGACAGCUGCACUGCUCCAGGUGCUGAUUCUCCUGUACAUCGCGGACUGGAUGGUGCACUGGAUGUGGGGCCGGGGCCUGGACCCAGACAACUUCUCCAUCCCGUACUUGACAGCACUGGGGGACCUGCUUGGCACUGGGCUCCUAGCACUCAGCUUCCAUGUCCUCUGGCUCAUUGGGGACCGAGACACGGAUGUCGGGGACUAGCCUGGUCACUCAAAUUUCUCCCACCCCUCUGCACUUUCUCUUUGAAUUUAGUCUUGUUCCCCUUCCCCCACCCCAUUCCACACCCCCAUCUCUUCCUAGGACUUCACUUUGAUACCGAAUUCUCAUUAUUUUCAAUGGGAAUUUUUAUACAUUGAGCCAAGUUUGUAGAGCAAGAAUUCAGGCAGGACAGAUGGACUGAGACAAGCAGUACGAUUUUCGAGACAAUCACCAAGUGCAAUUUCAUGGUGGGUGCCUCCAGGUGAGGUGGGUUGGGGCAGGAGUUUCCAUCUGGGAUCUGGGGACAUGCUUUAGCAAACUUAGUCUUGGCCCUAAUGAGAAACCCUUUGUAAGUGGGCUCUGGUGUUUUUCUUUUCUUUUUUUCUUUUUGGUUGAACAGAGGGAUAAAUAUCACCACACACACACAUUUUUCUAGAAAUGGACUAGGCAGGAGACAGCUGCUCUUGGCCCCAUAUAAUCCUAGCCCUGUUUUCUGCCCUCUGGACCUAGGCCCUUGUGCUCUCAAAAAGAGGGAGGUAGACUGACUUAUCUGAAUUAUGCAUAUGUCCCUUAUCCAAUUGUCUGGUAAGCCACACCAACCCCUCCCAUUCAUCUUUUUCCAGUGGAUUGUCACAUCCCAGAAGAAAUGAGCAGUGGCCUGGUUUCCUUGUUGACCCAUGUCCACUCAUAGGUUUGCCAAGAUCUGCAUCCUCCCUGGGCCCAGAAGAUUAAUUCUUUAUCUCUGUUCAACCUUCAUGUCUAAUCGUCCCUAAGCACUACCUUCUCCAGAGCUUGCCAGGUUGGGUUCCGAGAUUAGGGAUGGGAACGGGUAUGUAGAAAAUGGUUGGGAGGUUGAGGACUACCAGGGGUGUUUCACUAUUGCUGUUUCCCCUGAGGACAUAAUCAUGUGGUCACAGACUGUCACUUCCUAAAAUCACUCAUUCUGUCACACUGCGAAGGUCAGUGGUCCUCUUUCUUGGUUUCUGCCUACGUUCAUCAUUCAUUCAUUCAUUCAUUCAGCGAAUAUACAGCCUCCCCAAAAGGAGCACUCUGCAGGCAUGGUCUGAAACAAACACUCCUUGAGCAAUAUUUAUCGAGUGCCUACUAGGUGUUAGGUACUGUGCCAGGCACUGAAUAGCUGGUGGAAAGGGAAACACAGCUCUAACCUCAUCUCAUCCCCCAGAUAAAGUCCACGUGCUCCUUUCAAUCUGGCAGACAAAGUCUCUUAGUUGUUAAGUAUUUGCAUUUAUAUCACCAAGCCAGGUUCUACCUGUGGAUCUCCCUCCUGGACCCCACCUCUGUACAAUGCUGACCACAGCUAUAGCCCCCAACCCCAUUGCUCAGCCAGUGUUCAUUUCCUUAAAUGACCUUCACCUUCCCUACCCUCCACCUCCUCCUCACCAGCCACCCAAAAGAGGAUUCAGAACUAGAAGGCUGGACAUCACCCAGCUGCGUCUACUUUCCUCUGCCUAGCACAAAAUUGGGAGAACACUGGAGUCUCUGUCUCUUACCCACAUGUUACUCUGAAUAGAUCAGAAAUCUGUCCACACUCACACAUGUACAAAUAUGGGCAUUUGGAAGCAGGAUUUUUUUCUAGCCUCUCUAGUCACAGCCUCCCCAGAAACCCUUUUGUCUGUCACCUAAAGGGCCCACCUCCCAGGGGAAAGCCAGGGAAUGACUUUGUCUCUUACCAACACUGUGCCUCAUCCCAGGAACUCACCCUCUUCCUCCAUACUGUCUUUUUUCUCUCUCCGUUUCCACCCAGGCUGCCUUCUGGAGGCUAGAACCUUAGAAUCGGAGGGAAUUAUUGAAGUUAUCUAGUUGGAAUUGUGUCCAACAGAAUUUAUUAAUACCAGCCUGGGCUUGUUCCUGCUCGUCCCUCAGGCCCUCUUUCAUCUUGUCCUCCACCUCCAAACACACUUGCACACAGACUCCUCUGGUACAGACACCAAAACCAACUCCUCUGCCCCUGAGGCUGUACCCUGUGAUCUCCAGUCACCCCUGCCCCAGCCACUCACCCCUUCCUCAUCUCUCACGUUCGGCCAGGCUGCCCUGGAAGACUGUAGCAUCUCCUUUGCCAGAAAAGCGGGAAGGGUGGCAUGCCCCUAUCCCUGAGUAUGAGCAGAGGGAGGCUUGUGGGUGAGAUAUAACAAAAAUGAAGUUGACUUUCAUGGAGGAUUCAUUUCUUUUCCCCUGAUUGCACAAACUGCAUGUACUUUUGGCCUGGCUGCAAGGAGCGACCUUGGUUUACUCUUGUAUCCUUAAAAAGUUACAAAACUGUGUCUUAAGAGAAUUAUUUAUAGUUACUAUAACUGAAUUGACAAAUGUCAACAUAACUGAUAAAUUAUAUUUGGUAAAAUAAAGAAGACGUUUAUUUAGGU
Molecule: messenger RNA, 5020 nt
Organism: Pteropus alecto (black flying fox)
Lineage: Eukaryota; Metazoa; Chordata; Mammalia; Chiroptera; Pteropodidae
Gene: SLC41A1
Product: solute carrier family 41 member 1
Exons: 11
Coding region: 1098-2642 (514 amino acids)
Biological process (GO): monoatomic cation transport
Cellular component (GO): plasma membrane
Molecular function (GO): monoatomic cation transmembrane transporter activity
Source: RefSeq, a predicted model, not a curated record